Messenger RNA from Eurytemora carolleeae, 5248 nucleotides. RefSeq names its product FMRFamide receptor. Lineage: Eukaryota; Metazoa; Arthropoda; Copepoda; Calanoida; Temoridae. Bases 97 to 1125 code for a protein of 342 amino acids. The transcript is spliced from 11 exons. Gene Ontology annotation, biological process: G protein-coupled receptor signaling pathway. The record is from RefSeq and is a predicted model, not a curated record. Gene Ontology annotation, cellular component: membrane. Gene Ontology annotation, molecular function: G protein-coupled receptor activity.
UUCCAGGUUUUCCAAGUUCACACCCAGAUACAUGCUUUUCUCUUCUCCAGGUUUCUGUACCCACUGUCAAGUAUAUCUCUGUCUGCCUCUAUAUUUAUGACAGUGUCUCUGUCUAUAGAGAGAUACUGGGCAGUGUGUCAACCAACGAACUACCGGAGCGCAAACCUUUCUGAGACUCAAUGUAAGAGGGUUCUGAAGUACCUUGUUCCAGUUAUCCUUCUCUCCGUCCUACUCAACCUACCAAAAUUCCUUGAAACUUCGGUCCAGUAUGAUCCUGAGGAAGAGAAGAUUCACUACAAUGUGACAGAACUGAGAAAGGAUCCAACAUAUAUCUGGUACACUACAGUUAUGUACAGUUUCCAUCCGUUGCUCACCACAGAGCUAGGACCCAUCCUUACCCUCUCCUCACUUAAUCUCUUCAUAUACUCAGCUAUUCGUUCUACAAAACAGAGGUUUGUCGGGCAUAAUCAAGGAAGGAGUGGACACGGAGAACUAAAUCUAGCAAGUGUUAUCAUCAUCAUUGUAUUGAUCUUCGUCAUCUGCCACUUACCCAGAAUGGUUCUCGCUAUCCUGGCUGUUGUGAAGGUUAACGAACCUGUCACUUGUAUGGAACACUUCCACUUCUACCAUCCUCCNCCCCCAUCACUACAUAUUCUUCCAUUGUAUACACUAUGCACUAUGCAGUCUUCUAUACUUAGUAUUUCCCACCUGCUGCUGCUGAUCAACUCUUCAAUCAACUUCUUAAUCUACUGCGCAGUCGCAACCAGGUUCAGGGUCUUCAUGAAGAGGUUUAUCAUGUGUGAGAGUAGAGAACUGACAUCUAAUCCACCCUUCGGGGUUACACGGCUGGUGGAGGCUCCUCUAGUUCUAGUUCAUGCAGCCUUGGAUAAUCAAGAAUCCAUAAAUAUCAUCAGAUCAAGGUUGAACAGUAGAGCAGAAGGAAUAGAGCUGAAAGCCUUAUUUAAGGAUAAUAACGAAAUAACAACAGAAAUAUUUCUUGAGUCCUUCAAUGGGCAGGACAGACCGGACUCAGAUUCAGUUUUCCAUCAGAGUAUAUCUACCGGUCUAAUCAGCUUGGUUAGAAGAGAAAGUGCAGAGCUAGGUAUGCAAACAACCAACCUCUAGCUUUACUCAAUGCUCGCAUCCUACUAAGGUGAGCACGGGCAGAAUAGUGUUCUUAAUACGGGUUUACAGUGGAAAAGAAAGGUUUUUCUACAGGACUGAAACAAAAUUUCGAUAGACCAGUGACCGGUUUUCCAAAGAGCAGAGACCGGGUUUCCAGAAACCAGUUUUCCAGAGCCCAGUAACAGGUUCUCUAGAUAGCAGAAACCAGUUUUCCAAAGAGCAGAGACCGAUUUUCCAGAGAGCAGAGUCUGGUUUUCCAGAGAGAAGAGACCGGGUUUCCAGAGACAAGAGACCGGUUUUCUAGAGAGUAGAGACUGGUUUUCCAGAGAGCAGUGACCAGGUUUCCAUAAACCACGUGGAUUCAAAAGAUCUUGUAGGGGAUUUACUACAGGCCAUGAAGACCAGGUUUACAGAGCUUGUUCUAAUUAAUUUUCUCAAACAACCUCUCUCGGUAAGAGACAAACUUACUAAAAGUAGGAGACAAUAUUCCUCUUAGUCCGGAGACAAUAUUCCUCUUAGUCCGGAGACAAUAUUCCUCUUAGUCCGGAGAUAAUAUUCCUCUUAGUCCGGAGACAAUAUUCCUCUUAGUCCGGAGACAAUAUUCCUCUUAGUCCGGAGACAAUAUUCCUCUUAGUCCGGAGAAAAAUGCACAAGGCCACAGAACAACUUCUUCUGUGGCCUGAGACAAGCUCUCAGGGCCAGAGACAAACUUUCUCUAGGAUAGAGACAAACUUGCAUAGCCUGAGACAAGCUGUCAUGGCCAGAGGUAAACUUUUAGGGCCAGAGACAAACUUUAUCUAUGAUAGAGACUUACAUGGUCUGAGAAAAGUUUACCUAAGGCCGGAGACAAACUUCCUCUAGGAUAGAGAUAAACUUUAAUGAGCACAGGCAAACUUCUUAUAGGAUAGAGAUAAACUUCCCUAGAGGACAAAAUUCCUCUAGGCCAGUGAAAAACCUUCAUCGCAAGAGACAAACUUCUUCUGGGUCGGAGACAAACUUAUUCCCGGAAUGUUGAAGAAAACAUCCGACCUUUAAAUCUCGGGAAAAAAACGUAUUUCUUUGAUUUAGAGAAACCAUACGUCGGAAACCACUUGAAGAAGGGUUACAAAUCUGCCCUUAGUUAGGUCUGCGAAAAGUUUACUUAGCUCGGAUUUUAAGAAAUCUGAAACCACCUUCAUUAUCUUAUAUAAGGGUAUACAGGGUUACCUUCAUGAUGAAUUAGCUCAGAUUUUAAGAAAUGUGAAACCACCUUCAUUAUCUUAUAUAAGGGUAUGCAGGGUUACCUUCAUGAUGAAUUAGUAGAUAAAAAAUUAAAUUACUAUUUUAUCAUUAUGAUUUUAAAGUUUUUGCCAUUUUCAAAUUCAGCUGAAACUGUAAACUUCUUUCUUUCUUUGUCAAAUCAUUAAAUAAGCCAUUUAAAGACCACAAUCAAGGCAGAAUACUUGAUCUAAACUAUUUGAAGAGAUUCAAGUCGUCUGUACAGUCUCAUUCUUUGUAGGGAACCCUGUAGGUUAUUAGUAACCCUUGUAAAGCAAGAAUAGAAUAUUAUUUUUCACAAGUUAAUUUUACUACAAAAAUACAAAAACUUUAAAAUUUAGAAAUCCACAAAAAAUAAACAAAGCUAAAAUAUUUCUUUAAACAAAAAACUAUAAUGAAAAUAUCGUGGCCAGAAUCUUUUUUAACCAUGGAGACUUUUUAGUUUUAUAUAUUUCUAAAUUCUCAAGUUCGAACUUUUUUUUGACGAAAAAACUAUAUAAGUGAUAAAGACCACAAAACAUAUCAGUGUAAUAUGUUACUCAGUUAACAAUCAGUGUAAUAUGCUGCUCAGUUAACAUGUCAGUGUAAUAUGCUGCUCAGUUAACUUAUCAGUGUAAUAUGCUGCUCAGUUAACAUAUCAGAGUAAUAUGCUGCUCAGUUAACAUAUCAGUGUAAUAUGCUGCUCAGUUAACAUAUCAGAGCAAUAUGCUGCUUAGUUAACAUAUCAGAGUAAUAUGCUGCUCAGUUAACAUAUCAGAGUAAUAUGCUGCUCAGUUAACAAUCAGUGUAAUAUGCUGCUCAGUUAACAUAUCAGUGUAAUAUGCUUCUCAGUUAACAUAUCAGUGUAAUAUGCUGCCCAGUUAACAAAUCAGUGUAAUAUGCUGCUCAGUUAACAUAUCAGUGUAAUUUGCUGCUCAGUUAACAUAUCAGUGUAAUAUGCUGCUCAGUUAACAAAUCAGUGUAAUAUGCUGCUCAGUUAACAUAUCAGUGUAAUAUGCUGCUCAGUUAACAUAUCAGUGUAAUAUGCUGCUCAGUUAACAUAUCAGUGUCUGUGUAAUAUUCUGUUGAGUCAACAUAUCAUUAAUGUCCUCAGUUCUGGUGUAAACAAGGUUUAUUUUAUUCUAAGGUCGAAACUUUUGUGUAGAGCAUCGUUAAUCUUGAAUGCUUAAUCUUGAUAUUCAAUGUGGGCACUGUUAUAUUUGAAGAGAAAUGCCUUAAUUUAAGUUAUACCCUGUAAUUGGUAUGAAUAGCACACGCUGAUUAAACAGUUCGGGGCUUUAUCCCACCAAUCCUUCACAAUUUGACCCGUUAAACAUAUUUUUUUAGUCCAUGGAAUCGUUUCAAAGACACAGACCAAAGCAUGAUUAAGAAGUUAUACAAGGUGACCACGGGAUAUCAUAGAGUAAUUAAAUUAAUCCGUAGGACAAGCAGAUCAAUGCUUGAUACAAGAACAAUACAAAAGUUCUGAUUUGUAACACUGAUAAUUAUAGUGUUUUUGAGUUUUAUCUGUAAGAUAGCAAUGUGUUCUUGUUAUCUAACAGGUUGUCUCUGUGCGUAUCAAAAUUAUAGAUAUUUCUCUCAAAACUUAAUCAUUCAAGUAUUUUGUUAGUCUAUAAUGAAAACCUUUUAGUUAUUUCUUACCUUUUGCUAAUGUCAAAAUUACAUAUUAUCUGUUCAUGUUCAUUAUGUCAAUAUUAUAUCUGUUUACGUUCAUGUCAAUAUUACAUAUUAUCUGUUAAUAUUCAUCAUGUCAAGAUUUUAUCAAAGAAAUAUUUGGUGCCCAUUUUUAGGUUUUAAAUUUUCAGAGGGCGAUAAUUAAUAUCAUCAGAUUUAUGUGAAAACCGUCAACCCUUAUUCUAUAAAACUGUUAUUUUCGCAAUGUAUUUCUAAAAGAUUAUUUCUGUCAAUCUAAAGCAUUUAUCAUUCUAAAUCUUCCAGAAAAGUUCUAACUUGGCAAAUGCAUUUUUCUUCUUUCUUCUUGUAUUUAAACUUACACAGCUAGCAUAAUAAAUAGAAACAGUAACAUUUCUCCAGGGAUGUUACAAAUUUGUAAAACAAAUAAUCUAUCCUGGUUCUAGUGUUAUUUACGACUACGAGUUUGACCAAGAAGUAUAUUUUUUGGGGGAAUUUUGUUCAAUGGCUAAAAAUUAAAAAAUCAUGUAUCCAGUUGUUUUGUAAUAUUUAUUCUUAAAAUUCAUAAUUUAAUUUAUUCUGUUGUUCAAUACGUUUUAUGUUAGUUUAAGACGCCUGUUUGCUUCCCUAUAUUUACUUAAAAUGUUUUUAUUGUUAGUUUAAGACAUCUGCUUGCUUCCCUAUAUUUACUUUAAAUGUUUUUAUGUUAGUUCAAGACACCUGUUUAUUCCCUUUAUUUACUUAAAAUGUUUUUAUGUUAGUUUAAGACACCUGUUUUCUUCUCUAUAUUUACUUAAAAUGUUUUUAUGUUAGUUUAAGACACCUGUUUAUUCCCUAUAUUUACUUUAAAUGUAAAAUGUUAGUUUAAGACACCUGUUUAUUCCCUAUAUUUACUUUAAAUGUUUUUAUUGUUAGUUUAAGACACCUGUUUAUUCCCUAUAUUUACUUUAAAUGUUUUUAUGUUAGUUCAAGACACCUGUUUUCUUCCCUAUAUUUACUUAAAAUGUUUUUAUGUUAGUUCAAGACACCUGUUUAUUCCCUUUAUUUACUUAAAAUGUUUUUAUGUUAGUUUAAGACAUCUGCUUGCUUCCCUAUAUUUACUUUAAAUGUUUUUAUUGUUAGUUUAAGACACCUGUUUAUUCCCUAUAUUUACUUAAAAUGUUUUUAUGUUAGUUCAAGACACCUGUUUAUUCCCUUUAUUUACUUAAAAUGUUUUUAUGUUAGUUUAAGACAC